AUGCCUGCUGUGUUGAUCGGGGAUUCCCUUUACUUGCUGCUCUCUGACGGUGGUAUAACUGUAAUUCUUGAGGUUGAUUUGAAUAGGCAGAGCCUAGCUUUGAUACAGGUGCCACUGUGUAUGCUUGCCUAUGGUCAUUACAGGGACUUUCUGACACUUAUGCGAGCAGAGGGUGGCGGGCUGGGUUUACUCUGCAAGAAAGGCUUCACCGCCAAAUUAUGGAAGAGGAAUGCUGGUUGUGAUGGUGUUGCUUCGUGGGUGCUGGGAAGAACUAUUAGACUGGACAAGCUACUUUCCCUGAAUUUAGAGAUAAAGCACAUACAGAGGAUAGCGUAUGCCGAGGAAAAUAAUGUGGCUUUCUUGCGGACAGUUUCCGGUAUCUUCAUGGUCCAGCUUGAGUCAUUGCAGUUCAGUAAACUUCCUGAAAACAACAACUGUGCUAUCUGUUAUCCAUUAGAAAGUGUCUAUGCUGCAGAAACAAGCAUUGGUGGUGGACAUGGUGGAGCUGAUCAAGAUAUGAUAGUAUGA
Messenger RNA from Triticum turgidum subsp. durum (durum wheat), 528 nucleotides. NCBI's taxonomy places the organism in Eukaryota, Viridiplantae, Streptophyta, Magnoliopsida, Poales, Poaceae. The record is from the annotation of a GenBank genome assembly.